AUGAAGUUGCGCUCUCGAAGAGGACUUAUAUUCAAUCUACCCAACAUGGGCACGUGCGGCUCACUCGCUGCUAAAGAUGAAGUUCUACCUCCAACUCAAGUUCGAACUAACUAUGGAAUCAUCGAAGGAAAACGUUUCAUAACCAAAUCCGGCUUUCAAUCCGAUUGCUUUUUGGGAAUCCCAUACGCAGCUCCUCCAGUUGGUCCACGCAGAUUCAAGAAACCAGAACCACCUGAGGCUUGGGACGGUGUUAAGAAAUGCAAAAGAUUUGGUCCUCGUUCCGUACAAAACGAUAUGUUCUGGGACAAGUUCACUUGCAUGGUUCCUCAAAGUGAGGAUUGCCUUUAUCUCAACGUUUUUGCUCCAGCAAUCGAUACAAACAAGAAAUAUCCGGUGAUGUUUUAUAUCCACGGCGGUGGUUUCAUGAUGGAUUCAGCCGUUCGUUAUACUCCUCGAAACGUUUCAAGAUUGCUUGUCUCUCGCGGCAUCGUUGUUGUGACCAUUCAAUACAGAUUAGGGUAUCUGGGAUACUUCUGUACUGGAGAUGAUGCCUCUAAGGGCAACUAUGGAUUGUGGGAUCAAUACUAUGCUUUGAAAUGGGCAAAAGAGAACAUCCAUUACUUUGGUGGUGAUCCUGAUCAAAUCACUGUUGCCGGCCAAAGCGCUGGAGGAGUUUCAACCGAUCUCCUUUCCAUGUCUCCGCUAUCAAGAGAUAUGUUCAAAAGAAAAAUAGUAAUGGGAGGAAGUUCUUUCUGUCACUGGUCCGUUGCGAAGACGGAAGAGAUAUCCGAGUUCUGCAAGAGAAAAGCUCAAAAGCUAGGCUGGAAGCCUAGAAAAGAAGGAUACAAGAGUUCCUUAGAAGAACACGAACACAUGAUGAGCUAUUUAAGAAAACUUCCAGCUUCUAAAUUUGGUACUCAUCUGAUCGGAAGUCGAGAAGUUUUCGAAGAUGCUCGUCUCCCACUGGCCCCAGUUGUUGAUGGAGAAAUUCUUCCAGCACGUCCCGCUAAGUUAAGGCUCGAUGCACCCAAAAUGGAUUCUAUCUGUGGCGUUGGGGAACAAGAGUCAUUACUAUUUAUUGCUUUGGGAGCAAUGAGAUGCAACGGAAAAGAUAUCGACCGUGUUCUACAAGCUUUGUCCCGAAGGGCUCACAACCUACCUCGUAAAGAAGUGGAAGAUACUGUUCGUGAGAUCUAUGGUGAUUCCAUUUUGACAAGGCGAAUGAAAAAAGUUCGAAAAGAAAUUUUUGUCAACCUGUUGUCUGAUAUCAUUUCCAACUAUGCCUGUUACCAGUAUAUGAAGGACAGCCAAUCGAAUGAUAAAAACUGCUAUUCAUACUCUUUCGAUUAUACAAGUCGACGAAUGUGGGGAUGGCUAGCAACUAUAAUCCCAUUCAUGGCUGGAACUCAUUCAUCUGAGUUAAUUUACCUUUUUGAUUGCAACUACUUUUCUGCUCCUUUGCCCAUGAAUUCCACCGAUCAAUCUGUCAGCAACCAGACAUCUUCGUGGUUCGCGGAAUUCGUCAAACAUGGGAAUCCAAAUCAUCCAGAAUCCGAUCAAAAGUCUGUUCCUCAUUGGGACCCAAUCGCUAAAGAUGGUGAACUAGAAAUGUUCAGCAUUUCUGAUAAACCACAUAUGAAGAAGAAGCUUUUCGGCGAUCGAAUGCUUAAGCUAGAUGGAAUCUUACCCAGCCUUACGAUAUACAAUAACAGAUCUGAUAGAAACACUGGUCGAUAA
Auanema sp. JU1783 is the source of this 1737-nucleotide messenger RNA. The record is from the annotation of a GenBank genome assembly. NCBI's taxonomy places the organism in Eukaryota, Metazoa, Nematoda, Chromadorea, Rhabditida, Rhabditidae.